Plasmodium berghei ANKA is the source of this 1812-nucleotide messenger RNA. RefSeq names its product U3 small nucleolar RNA-associated protein 7, putative. Bases 1 to 1812 code for a protein of 603 amino acids. Gene Ontology annotation, biological process: maturation of SSU-rRNA from tricistronic rRNA transcript (SSU-rRNA, 5.8S rRNA, LSU-rRNA). NCBI's taxonomy places the organism in Eukaryota, Apicomplexa, Aconoidasida, Haemosporida, Plasmodiidae. Gene Ontology annotation, cellular component: nucleolus; small-subunit processome; 90S preribosome. The transcript has a single exon. Gene Ontology annotation, molecular function: protein binding. The record is from RefSeq and is a predicted model, not a curated record.
AUGAAAGGCAACUUGUUCGUUGAGCAAAAUGUCGAAACGGAAAAGAUUUCUGAAAAUAAACUCAACAUAAACACGGACAAAAUUAUUCAUAAAAUAAAAAAAAAAAUACGAAAAAAACAAGAAAACGGUCAUAAUCCAAACAUAAAUCUAUUACCAAAUAAUAAAGAAAUAUUACUGUCCAAAGAUUUUCCAAAUCCCAAAAAUAUUAAAAAUAAAAAAAUAAAAAAAAAACUAUCAACAGAUGUUAAACUUGCAAUAUUAUCAUCAAAAAAAAUUAUAUCAAAUGCUCAAUUUAAUAACAUAAAUGAUCAGGGUUAUAUUAAAUUGACUAGCCAAAAAAAUGAAAAAAAUAUUGAAAAAAAAAAUAUAUCUCAUAUUCAAAAUAUCUCAAAAGAUGCUACAAAUGAAGGCCUCAUUAACUUAAGCAAACAAAAAGGAGAGCUAAAGAUAGUAGAAUCUAAAACAUUAAAAAAUGAAAAUUUUUUCCGAAAUGAUUCAAUAAAAAUUACUCAAAAAUAUAUAUAUGAAAAUGCAGAUGUAGGAACACAAAAAAAAGUCUUUGAUCUACAUCUAAAUAUGGGUCCAUAUACAUGUAAUUAUUCUAGAAAUGGAAAAUAUUUAUUAAUAACUGGCGAAAAAGGACAUAUAAGUUUUUUAGACACACAUAAUAUGGAAACAUUAUGUGAAUUACAAGUAAAUGAAACAGUUAAAUGUAAUACGAUUUUUCAUAAUCAUAAAUUGUUUGCAAUUGGACAAAAAAAAUAUAUUUAUAUUUAUGAUAACACUGGAAUUGAAGUAAAUUGUAUAAAAGAUAUUUUAUAUCCAUGUCAAUUAGAAUUUUUACCAUAUCAUUUCUUACUUGCAUCUAUUGGCGAUUUAGGGGAAUUAGUAUAUCAAGAUGUAUCAGUUGGUAAUAUUAUUACAAGAAAAAAAACAAAAAGAGGACCAUGUUCUAUAAUGAAACAAAAUAAACAAAAUGCAAUUAUAUAUUUAGGUCAUAAAAAUGGGCAUGUUACAUUAUGGUCCCCAAAUAUGGAUAAAAGCUUAUGUGAUAUAUUUUCUCAUAAAACAGCUAUAUCAUCUAUUGGGGUAUUUGACAAUUAUUUAAUUACAGCUGGUAUUGAUUGUACAUAUAAAUUAUGGGAUAUUAGAAAACUUGAAUAUAUAAAUUCUUUUAAAUCACAUAAUAUUAUAAACAAUAUAGAUAUUAGUGAUACAUCUAUGGUUGCAUUUAGUAUGAAUAGUCAUUUUAGGACUUAUAAAAAUUUUUUUACAAAACCAGAAUUAUAUUUAACUCAUAAUACAUGGGGCGAUAGAAUAAAUUCAAUAACUUUUCAACCAUUUGAAGAUAUAUGUUGUGCAGGUUUAAAAUAUUCUAUCAAAUCUUUUAUUGUUCCAGGGUCUGGAUUAGCUAAUAUAGAUACCUUUGUUAAUAAUCCUUAUGAAACUAAAAAACAAACUAAAGAAAAUGAAAUUCGGCAAUUACUUGAUAAAUUACCUCCUGAAACUAUUCAGUUCAGACAAAAUGAAAUUGGAAAAGUUAAUCCACAUCUUUCCCACGAUAAUAUCAAAAAAAAUAUAUUAUCUGAACAAGUUACUACUAUUAAUACUGUACGCUCAAAAAAUAAAAAUAUUUCACUUAAUAGACAUGAAAAGCACAAAAAUCCAAAAAAAUCCAAAGUACAAUUUUCCAAACACAUACCAACAUAUCCAAAUAAUAAAAAAAAUGAAAAAAAAAAAAAAAAUAAAAAUAAAAAUAAAAAUAAAAAAAAUCAAAUCGUAAAUAAAAAGAGUGAACAUAGAACACCAUGA